AUGAUAUAAUAGAUUAAUAAAUACUACAAAUUAGAAGAAUUUUUCAACUCUUCACUCUAAUCUCAUUAGAUUCUUCAUAUUAAUCCUUGUGGAUAAUAAAUAAGUGAUUAAGAUGCAUUAGAAUUAGGUUCUGCUUUAGCAAAUUGCACAAAUCUCUCAAAUUUGACACUUAUCCUUUAUAACAUCAAAAUUGGUGUAAUAGGAGUAACAAGAUUAGUUUCUGCUUUAGCAAAUUGCACAAAUCUCUCAAAUUUGACACUUAAUCUUGGAUCGAAUAUUGGUGAUUAAGGUACAUCAGACUUAGGUUAUGCUUUAGCAAAUUGCACUAAUCUCUCAUAUUUAACACUUGAUCUUAGCGAUAAUAAAAUUUGUGCAAUUGGUAUAUCAUGUUUAUGUUCUGCUUUAGUAAAUUGCACUAAUCUCUCAAAUUUGACACUUGAUCUUAGUGACAAUAAAAUUGGUUCAAUAGGUGCAUAAGGCUUAUGCCGUGCUUUAGCAAAUUGCAAAAAUCUCUCAAAUUUUACACUUUCUCUUCAAUAGAAUUAAAUUGGCGAUUAAGGCUCAUUAGCCUUAGGUUCUGAUUUAUAAAAUUACUCUAAUAUCUCAAAUUUGUCACUUAAUCUUUCAUCCAAUUAAAUUUCUGAUAAAGGAGUAUCUGGAUUAGGUUCUGCUUUAUCAAAUUGCACUUAUCUCUCAAGUUUGAAACUUGAUCUUAGUGACAAUAAAGUUGGUGCAUUAGGUAUAUCAUGCUUAUGCUCUGCUUUAGCAAAUUGCAUUAAUCUCUCAAAUUUGACACUUGAUUUUAGUAUCAAUAAAAUUGGGGUAAAUGUUGCAUCAGGCUUAUGUUCUAGUUUAGGAAAUUGCACUAAUCUCUCAAGCUUGACACUUGAUCUUAGUGACAAUAAAAUUGGUGCAAUUGGUGUAUUAGGCUUAUGUUCUGCUUUAGCAAAUUGCACAAAUAUCUCAAAAUUGAAACUUACUCUUUAAAACAGUAACAUUGGUGAUUAAGAUGUAUCAGGCUUAGGUUGUGCUUUAGCAAACUGCAUUAAUCUCUCAAAUUUGAUACUUGAUCUUAGUUGCAAUUAAAUUGGUAAUUAAGUUGCAUCAGACUUAGGUUCUGCUUUAGCAAAUUGUACUAAUCUCUCGUAUUUGGAACUUAAUUUUUGUAAAAACUAAAUCUAUAAAAAAUAUCAAUUGAAAGUGAAAAGCAAGUUUAUUAAAUUAAAAAGAUUAGUUGACUUUAAAUUAAAGUUCUGA
Messenger RNA from Tetrahymena thermophila SB210, 1257 nucleotides. Its product is annotated as cyclic nucleotide-binding domain protein. Gene Ontology annotation, cellular component: nucleus; cytosol; perinuclear region of cytoplasm. Lineage: Eukaryota; Ciliophora; Oligohymenophorea; Hymenostomatida; Tetrahymenidae. Gene Ontology annotation, molecular function: GTPase activator activity; small GTPase binding. The record is from RefSeq and is a predicted model, not a curated record. The transcript has 15 exons. Gene Ontology annotation, biological process: activation of GTPase activity; nucleocytoplasmic transport.